GAGAUAUUGCUGAUAAAGAUGGACAACCUCACCAACGGCAACACCACUGAGAAUGUCACUACCAAGUAUAAGACUGUGGAAAUGGUAUUCAUCGCCACAGUGACUGGAUCACUUAGCCUUGUCACUGUGGUAGGGAAUAUCUUGGUCAUGCUGUCCAUCAAGGUGAACCGCCAACUCCAGACUGUUAACAACUACUUCCUCUUUAGCUUGGCUUGUGCUGACCUGAUCAUUGGUGUCUUCUCCAUGAAUCUCUAUACGGUAUACAUUAUCAAGGGUUAUUGGCCACUUGGAGCAGUAGUGUGUGACCUAUGGCUGGCUUUAGACUACGUGGUGAGUAAUGCCUCUGUCAUGAAUUUACUCAUCAUCAGCUUUGACCGCUACUUCUGUGUAACCAAGCCACUAACUUACCCAGCUAGAAGGACCACCAAAAUGGCAGGGCUGAUGAUUGCUGUUGCUUGGAUAUUAUCCUUUCUCCUUUGGGCCCCUGCCAUUUUGUUUUGGCAGUUCAUUGUUGGAAAGAGGACAGUUGAAGAAGGUUAUUGUUACAUCCAGUUCCUCUCCAACCCCGCUGUGACUUUUGGCACAGCCAUUGCAGCUUUUUACCUCCCUGUGGUCAUCAUGACCGUGCUGUACAUCCAUAUCUCACUGGCAAGCCGGAGCCGUGUGAGAAGACACAAGCCUGAGAGUAAGAAGGAGAAGAGGUCCAAGCCAAUCAGUUUUCUGAAGAGCCCUCUGGUCAAGCAGAAUAACAACAACUCUCCCAAAAAAUCAGUGGAGGUGAAGGAGGAAGUGAAAAAUGGGAAAGUGGAGGAGCAACCCUUACAGCCAUCAGAGACUACUGGGCAUCAAGAAGAGAAAGAGACCUCCAAUGAAUCCAGCACAGUAAGCAUCACCCAGACCAACAAGGAGAAGCAGGCACUGGACAUUUCUACAGCUGAUCAAGGGCAGAGCCCUGCCCACCCACGUGUUAACCCAGCAUCCAAGUGGUCCAAAAUUAAGAUUGUCACUAAGCAAACUGGCACUGAAUGCAUCACUGCCAUUGAGAUUGUUGCAGACAAAGAAGCCAGUUCCACCCCAAUUACCUUGUCAAACAGCCGUCCAGCCAACGUUGCCAGGAAAUUUGCCAGCAUUGCCAGGAGUCAAGUGAGGAAGAAGCGCCAAAUGGCAGCCCGAGAGAAGAAAGUCACCAGAACCAUCUUUGCUAUCUUGCUAGCCUUUAUCCUGACAUGGACACCAUACAACGUGAUGGUCCUCAUUAAUACCUUCUGUGAUUACUGUGUCCCUGGAACAGUCUGGUCCAUUGGGUACUGGUUGUGCUACGUCAACAGUACUAUCAACCCAGCUUGCUAUGCUCUUUGCAAUGCCACAUUCAAAAAAACAUUUAAGCAUCUUCUCAUGUGUCAGUACAGGAACAUUGGCACAGCAAGAUAG
Molecule: messenger RNA, 1431 nt
Organism: Eublepharis macularius
Lineage: Eukaryota; Metazoa; Chordata; Lepidosauria; Squamata; Eublepharidae
Gene: CHRM4
Product: cholinergic receptor muscarinic 4
Exons: 1
Coding region: 19-1431 (470 amino acids)
Biological process (GO): adenylate cyclase-activating adrenergic receptor signaling pathway; regulation of locomotion
Cellular component (GO): plasma membrane
Molecular function (GO): G protein-coupled acetylcholine receptor activity
Source: RefSeq, a predicted model, not a curated record